AUGGCUACCACAUCAGCCGUUCCCCAAACGAACGGAAUUCCAGCCUCGUCCGCCGGAAGCAACUCCCAGACCGUUGUUGGCACGCAGUCGCAACCGCAGAUGAGCCAGGGCACCUCCCAGCAGCCGACGCAGACUUCACAAUCCCAAUCACAGCCGCCGGGCGCGCCGACCUCGCCCACCGCCGCGGCGCCGCGGCCGCGCGACCAGCGGACGCUCGAGCUGCUGCUGACGGCGCAAGGCGUGACGGCCUUCGAGGCGCGCGUGCCGCUGCUGCUCCUCGACUUCGCCUACCGCCACACCUCGAGCGUGCUCUCUGACGCACUGCACCUCUCCGCCGACCCCUACACCUCGCACGCUGGCAGCCGGCCGUCUGCCACGGCGGGCGGCACGGCAUCAGUACCGGCGAGUGGCGGCGAUGCCACCGUCUCGGCGAACGCCAUCCAGCUUGCGAUCCAGGCGCGGCUGGCGUACCAGUUCAGGGGAGGCGGGGGUGCUACCGGCGGAGGCGGCGCCUCCAAGGAUUAUCUGCAGAAGGUGGCAGAUGAGCGAAACCGCAUAGCGCUACCGCGCGUGGCGCCGAGCGAGUGGGGUGUGCGGCUGCCGAGCGAGCGCUUCGUUCUCAGCGGCGCGGGCUGGGGCCUGCGGGAUGUAUGGGCGGGGCAGGAGGACGACAGCGAUGACGAAGAGGGCGAUGGGGAUGUGGCCAUGGAGGAUGCCAUGGAGGGCAUAGAGGGGGGAGACAAGCAACCCGACGCCGAAGACGUGGGCGGCGACGGCGUGGAAGGGGGCACGAUGGAGGAUAUGUUUGGCGAGGAGAUGGAGGAUGAGGUCAUGGCAGAGGAGUGA
Molecule: messenger RNA, 846 nt
Organism: Phaeoacremonium minimum UCRPA7
Lineage: Eukaryota; Fungi; Ascomycota; Sordariomycetes; Togniniales; Togniniaceae
Product: putative transcription initiation factor tfiid subunit 9 protein
Exons: 1
Coding region: 1-846 (281 amino acids)
Biological process (GO): RNA polymerase II preinitiation complex assembly; DNA-templated transcription initiation
Cellular component (GO): SAGA complex; transcription factor TFIID complex
Molecular function (GO): protein heterodimerization activity; RNA polymerase II general transcription initiation factor activity; transcription coactivator activity
Source: RefSeq, a predicted model, not a curated record